AUGAAGUCUCUUCAACUGAAUCCUCAACCUCAAGCAGUGACUGUGAUGAAGUGUGGACUGUGCCAAGGUGGACAUCAUACGGAUCAAUGUCCAAGUCUUCAAGGGCCACCAGUGGAUGACGUGAACUACAUUGGUAACCAUCAUCAAGGUUUCAACCAAAGCAACCAAUACAACAAUCAGCAGAAUUGGAGGCCUCAACAAGCAACCUGGAAUCAAGCUGGUCCUAGCAACACUUCGGGGACUCAAUGGAGGUACAACACUCAACCUCCGGGUUAUGAGAAUAAGCCAUCAGUCGAGGAUCAAUUGGGACAGAUUCUCUCGUUUAUGACUAAGAGUCAAAAGGAGAAUGACUACUUCAAAGAAAAGACCGUGGAAAAAUUUGGGCAGUUAGAAGCUACAAUGAGGAAUCUUGAGACUCAAAUUGGGCAGAUUGCUACAGCAUCUCACACAAGAAUUCCUAAUGCUAUCCCGAGUGAUACGGUGCCCAAUCCUAAAGGUUUUGAACAGUGCAAGGCAGUUAAGUUAAGAAGUGGAAAGGAUCUUGAGUCUCCAAUCAUGCUAGAUGCACAAAAUGGCUCGACAUCUUGCACGCAGGGUGGACAAGAUCUUAUUGCGAAAAAGGAGAAGAUACAAGACGAUGGUGUGGUGAUAUUGAGCGCAUUUUGCUCACAAUUUGUGAAGGGAAAGAUGCCGGCAAAGAGAAGAGACCCUGGAAGCUGUGUGAUCCCAUGUGAGAUGGGAGAUAAGAAGUUCCCAAAGUGCCUACUUGAUCAAGGCUCGGGAAUAUCAUUGAUGGCUCUGAAAACCGCACGGUCAAUCGGUCUAGAAGCGAGGAUUGAACCAAUCGACAUUGACCUACAAUUGGCGGAUCAUUCAAUUGUGAAACCAAAAGAGAUGGAAGAGGAUAAGGAUAUGCCUAUCCUAUUUGGUAGGCCAUUUUUAGCAACCGGUGAUGUUGUGAUAGAGACCAAGACAAAUACGGUCAUGUUUCGAGUAGAUGGAGAGAAUGUGGUGAUCAAGCAAGAGAAGGCGGGGAAACGCCUAUUGUAG
Messenger RNA from Salvia splendens (bonfire salvia), 1050 nucleotides. RefSeq lists its product as uncharacterized. Lineage: Eukaryota; Viridiplantae; Streptophyta; Magnoliopsida; Lamiales; Lamiaceae. The record is from RefSeq and is a predicted model, not a curated record. The transcript has 3 exons. Bases 1 to 1050 code for a protein of 349 amino acids.